Messenger RNA from Sebastes umbrosus (honeycomb rockfish), 2627 nucleotides. It is a transcript of the gene zrsr2, whose product is annotated as zinc finger (CCCH type), RNA-binding motif and serine/arginine rich 2. The transcript is spliced from 11 exons. Gene Ontology annotation, biological process: mRNA splicing, via spliceosome. Gene Ontology annotation, molecular function: metal ion binding; pre-mRNA 3'-splice site binding. NCBI's taxonomy places the organism in Eukaryota, Metazoa, Chordata, Actinopteri, Perciformes, Sebastidae. The record is from RefSeq and is a predicted model, not a curated record. Bases 250 to 2160 code for a protein of 636 amino acids. Gene Ontology annotation, cellular component: U2AF complex; spliceosomal complex.
GUGUCCACACUAUCUCUUCCGCCGCCGCCUGCUAUUCAGUAGCACAACAACUCCGCAUGUAGCUAACUAGCUAAAGUUGACAACAAGCAGAGAUUAUUCAGUUAUAUCACUUCUUUGACGAACCAACUCUACUGAGGAAAUACCACGUCCGGUCAGAGAACAUGUAGUCUCGUGUUUGUUUAGAGUAAAAGCGGAUAAUAAGGAAUAACUAAGACUACUGUUAGCUACUGUUAGCUGUCGUUAGCUGUGAUGGCAGCACCGACUCCACUGAUCUCUGCUGCUGUGUUGAGUCAAAAGCAACGCAAGGCAGCUCUGAGGAAAGAGAGAAGAAAACGGAAACGCCAAGCUCUCGCCCAAGCCAGAGAAAGUGGUUUCAAAAAUGGAGCAAGCUGUUCACCUGCACAAGAUGAAGACAUAAAUGAUGAAGAUGAUGAGGACAUUGAUGUUGCAGAGGAGGAAAGACUGCAGCUGCAUGAAGCGUGGUUGGAAAGAGAGAGGCUCGCCCAGGAGGAGUUCAGGCUGAUAGCUGAGAGGGAGGAGGCUGUGAGAAAAAGAAAAGAGGAAGAGGAGCGGAUGAUAAAGUUGGAAUGGGAGGCCCAGCAGAAGAAAGAACAAGAAGAAAAAGAACAGAGGCAACAGGACAAGCGAGACAGAGAGGAGGCCGUUCAGAAAAUGUUGGAUGAAGCUGAAAAUCAGCUAGAAAAUGGAGGACCGUGGAUGAAUCCUGAGGCUCCUGUGGCGAAGAACUCGGAGAACUUUGGGACCGAGCGCGACGUCGCCAACUGUCCGUUCUUCCUGAAGACAGGGGCGUGUCGAUUUGGAGACAGAUGUUCUCGGAAGCACGUUUAUCCCGAAGCCAGCCCGACUCUGAUGAUCCGCGGUAUGUUUACGACGUUUGGCAUGCAGCAGUCGCGCCGCGAUGAUUACGACAUCGAUGCUUGUUUGGAACACAGCGAGGAGGAGCUGCAGGAGUCUUUCCUCGAGUUCUACCACGACGUCCUGCCAGAGUUAAAGAGUGUCGGCAAGGUGGUUCAGUUCAAGGUCAGCUGCAAUUACGAACCACACCUGAGAGGAAAUGUUUACAUUCAGUUUGACACAGAGGAGCAGUGUAAAGAGGCCAUCAUCAAGUUCAAUGGGAGGUGGUACGCAGGCCGGCAGCUUACCUGUGAGAUGUGUCCUGUUACACGCUGGAAGAAUGCUAUAUGUGGAUUGUUUGACAGACAGAAGUGCCCCAAAGGGAAGCACUGUAACUUCCUGCACGUAUUUCGAAACCCUGGCAAUGAAUUCUGGGAGGCCGACAGGGACCUGCACUUGUCACCAGACCGCAGCGUGAGGGGGAGUCGCAGAGAAGGGUGGCAUUCAGAGCGAUACGGAGACCGAUCGUGGAGGCAACGUCAGCGCAGCAGAAGCCCGCCGAGAUCCGAGAGAUCCCACAGCAGACGAGAGAGCGACAGGCGGAGGAGCAGGAGCAGGAGCAGGAGCAGAGAGAGGAGCAGGGACAGGAGCAGGGAGAGGAGCAGAGAGAGCAGGUCCUCCCACCAGCACAGAGAGGACAGACGCUCAGUCAGACACAGUGACAGGAGGAAAGAUUGGUAUCUGAGCAGAAGUAGAGACAGGUCGAGGAGUAGAAGCAGAGACAGAGAGCAAGACAGGCCGAGAAACGGGAGUAGAGAUAAAGACAGGGAGCACAACUACAGGAACAGAAGUGAAGAGAGAGACAAAGAUACAGACGCUUUGGAAAAAGUGAGAGAAAGGUCAAAAAGCACAAGCAGAGAAAGAAAGAAACAAAGUAGAGAAAGGAGUCCCAAGAAACCAGAUAAAAAUGAGAAACCCUCUAACGAGGACACCAACAAGCGCCGCCGCCAUAAACAAUCCAAAAAGAGCAAGAAGAAGAGCAAGAAGAAGCACAAGAAGAAAAGCCAUUUGCCUGAAGGGAUAACGUCAUCUGGAGAGUCAGAGAGGGAGAAAGAGUCAGAGGAACAGACUGCAACGAGUCCCGGUCAGGAGAUAAAUGAAACUGAGAUAAUUCAGAAGAACAAUGACGUGGAUGAGAGUCCACGUGUUGACAGUGAGAAGUUCAGUCCUGAGGUGAAAAGUGAACAGUCUAAAACAGAAAUACCAAGUGAGCCUGCUGGAAACGCUGACACGAGCACCUCUUAGUGGCUCCUACAUUUCAUAAUCUGUGAAUUUUUUUCUGGCUUUUCUCCUUAUAACUAUGUGAAUGUAUAGGGAGGAAUAAGUGAAAUGUUUUGAGCAGUGAUACAGUAAGUUAGCAUCCGUCACCGAUGUGUACAUAUGUGAAUAUUUUUGCUUUUGGAAGACGGUUAAUGUUGCUUUAAUUAUUGAACACUGGAUCGCUGGAGCUGCGGCAAUACACGGUUAAUGUUGCUGAGUAAAAACAAUAUAAAACAAAAGAUCAACAGAUGGGGUGUCUUUUUUUUUUAAUACAUUUAUUGUUAAUAACUUUCAAAUAUAAGAAAAAAAUGUUGGCAAAUGUGUUGGCAGUGUUCAAUACAAAAAGUGAUAUUUUUUUUGCACAAAUCAAAGAUGAACUUGUUAAAUAAUGACUUCAACAGAAACACUUUGUGGUUUUAAGAAUGCAGAUAAAAAGUUUGGAUGAGCAUCUA